This is a messenger RNA of Psilocybe cubensis, 1290 nucleotides long. RefSeq lists its product as uncharacterized. Bases 1 to 1290 code for a protein of 429 amino acids. The record is from RefSeq and is a predicted model, not a curated record. The transcript has 5 exons. Lineage: Eukaryota; Fungi; Basidiomycota; Agaricomycetes; Agaricales; Agrocybaceae. Gene Ontology annotation, molecular function: coenzyme A diphosphatase activity.
AUGGCCAAAGGUAUGUCUGCUGCAGAACCCUCGACUGUCCCUCUGCUCGCACGCGCACUCAACCGCAUCCGCUCUACCCCGCCCAGAGUCAUUGCCUCCCCUCCUACUCAACCACGCCGCGCUGCCGUCGCCCUCAUCAUCCGCGUCGUCCCUUCGCCCCUCGCUCCAGCGCCCCACAACACAGACAAGCCAGCCUCCCUCUCCGACUUUUUCGAUGCAGACUGGGUAAACCACCCCGCUGCCCGUCCAGAGAUCCUCUUUCUCCACCGCGACGAGGCUGCUCCAGCAACAGACGCCUCUCUCUGGCAGGCAAAGCUUCGCCACAACACUACAGAGGCCCAUGUCGCCUUCCCCGGAGGAAGGACUGAACCAGACGACGAGGGAGGUCUCUACACCGCCAUGAGACAAACUUGGGAGGAAAUCGGCAUCGACCUCGCCGAGCCAUGCUACUCGUACAUUGGCCAGCUAGACGACCGCGAAAUAACAACCUCCCUCGGAAAGCGCCUACUCAUGAUUCUCUCUCCCUUCGUCUUUCUCCAGCUCACUCCACACGCGCCUCCGCCAGACCCUGUUCCUUCCACCUCUCUCCACUGGACUCCCCUCGCCUCUCUCGUCUCCAUCCAUUCCCCUCCAAAAUGGAGCUCUGUCACCGUCGACGCUGCCUCUCGCCUCGCCCCUAAGCAUUCCACCAUCCUCCGUUUCCUCGUUCGCGUCUUUAUUGGCAGCAUGCAGUUCCCCGCAAUCAUCAUUCAGCCCUCUACAGACAACUCCUCUCUACCCUCUGACAAAGAAAAGGCUGCCCUCCAAUCCUCUCCCUCUGCAAAACACAAACAGCUCAAGCUGUGGGGUCUCUCCCUCGGCAUGACCCUCGAUCUCAUGUCCUACAUGAUUCUCACCCCCUCCACAUCCAACGCCUCCAACGGCUCCCGCCCCAAUCCCAACCCGACCUCACCCCUCUCUUCCGUUAUGCAGCUUCCGUACCAGCCCGUCGCCGAGGACUUUAGAAUGGAAUACAUCGCGCCCAGCCUCGCCAGCGUCUUCCCCCGGUUCUCAUACCCGGAUGUCAAUUUCUGGAUCUGGGUGUUCGGCAAGCGAUAUCGAGAAGUUGUAAGGGGCUGGGAAGCCAGCGUACGCGAUGGCGGUACAAACGAUCGCAGAGUCAACUGGUCGGGAUCGGCGCUUAAUACGUUUUACGCUGCGAUUCGCAAGGCUCUUGUCGUCGUCAUUGUCGCGCGGGCUUUAGGCGUGCUAUUUGGCGUAUCGUUCGCGCUCUGGUGGAUAUUCAGCUGA